AUGGGAAACGAAGUAAGUCGCCAGGAUCAAAGCCCUCAGACCUCAGGUGUGGUGCCACCACGUUCGCCUUACACACCAACAGGAAGCUCUUUGCACCAUGAUAAUUUUUUUAACUUGCGCUCCGAAUCGCCCGGUGAUCGCGCUUCUUUCUCACAACGUCGGACCAGCAGUAGCGCAAGUCUCGAAUCAAGCUCAAGCUUAAAUCCUCAAAAAGAACGAUCGAUCCAGCGCAUGGACAAAGCUAUACGACGUCGUGUCCGAGGUGGAAUUACAUACAACAUGAAGUUGCUAAUUCGUGGCGCUAAAGGUAGCGGUAAGACAUCGCUGUUUCAGAGACUAAAGGGUGAACCUAUACCAGAGACGCACCAAUCCACACCACAACUUCAAUCUGCUACUAUUAAUUGGAGUUAUCGCCAAAACUCAGAGGACAAUAUCAAGUGUGAAGUAUGGGAUGUCGUGGACAGAGGAUUUAAACAGUUAGAGACUGAGGACGAAACGAAAGAAGAUUCACGACUUCAUGAGUUCUCAGAUGCUAAAAGAGCCGAGGAAAGUAGCAAACGAUUAUCGGUUGAAGGUACAGCAGCUGCUAGAAUGCAUAAUGGAACUCAUGCUGUAGCUAUUGUGGACGCCUCGACAGUGGACGUGUAUCAUGAAGCUCAUGGUGUGAUUUUUUUGUUGGAUAUUACUAAGUGGGAUACAUUGGAGUAUGUGAAACAACAGCUAGAUAAUGUACCGGUACACAUUCCAACAUUAGUUUUGGGAAACUUUCGCGACAAGGGAGCUGAAAGAAAAAUAUUUAAGGAAGAUAUUCAAAAGUUGCUCUAUGGAUCAACGGAUCGGCCACAACAGCAGCAGUGGAAAAGACCAACAGAGUUGUUAUAUUUUGAGUGCUCAUUAUUAAAUUGUUAUGGGUUGAAGUCCUUGCAUCAAUAUUUUGGAAUUCCUUUUUUGCAAUUAAAGCUAGCGACAAUUCGACAACAAAUGCGCAUCGUGGAUAGCGACUUUGUACACCUGAAGCAAGACAUACAGGCGACGAUUAGUGAACAGCGUUACGCUGAAUAUGUGGAGCAUAUCAAGGCUACUGGAUCUGACAUUCGCACAGGAAGACGCGGGUGUGAAACACCGCCAGCUGUAUCAAAUAGCAACUUGGUCGAGUCAUCUUCUACAGAUAUCGGCCAUGCGACACCAUUGAAGCAGCAAGAAGGUGCUCAUGAUGACGUCAGUGUCGUAGAGAGAGAAGAUCGUGGGAUGACUAGUCUUGAGCCCGAAACAAACAUGGCCCUGAAAGUUGUAAAGACUAAUGAUGUCUUGUGGCAGGAGCAAAAGACAACACAAUCUCAGGACAUUGAAGACCUACCUGCAAGAAGCAGUAGUGUGGUGAUCCAGGGUGCACCACAACUCAAGUUUGAGCACAAGGAAAGCGAGCUAACUCAUUUGAAUGAUGUUCUUGAAACUGAGUCAAAGCUUGAAGAUGAACCGGGUAUGAAUGAAGAGAAAAGCGGCGAGCCUCGAUACGACAGUUUAAGCCCACACCACUCUCGAAUGGCGUCGAUGGAAGGAGAGAUACUUCUGGAAGACUUUCAGGUGCCUAAGCCUCGUAUGAAUGACCUUGAUCACUUUCUUAUGGAGAAUGAAAGUGAUAAAGAGGGUGAUGAAGUUGAUGGGGACGUUAUACUGGCAUGUGGGCCUAAAUUAAUUAAUAUUAGUGUCCGCAAAGCUAAUCACAAACAGCGCUUCCUAGAUUCGGAUUCUUCGGAUUCAGAAGGUAGCAAAUUAGCGGCAGAUCAACAUGUGCGAAAAAAAUUGACGCUGCGAAAGACUUUAUCGGACCGUACUGCGACAAAAAAUUCAAGGAUGCCAGAAGAAGUAGCAGUAAUUCCCGAAUCAUCUACAUCUAUUUACUCCCAUUCGUCCGUGUCUCGACUAAGUCAAAUGACAUCUCCAGUGCUGCAGCAACCUAGCUAUGUGGUAGAAGAGACCAAGAUGGAAUCAUGUGAAGUGUCACCAGAGCAGCGACAGGCUUUAAACCCCAUCAAUGGCAGGGAUGUUGCUGUGUCUUCAACGCCGAGUGUUCUUCCUUCUACACUCGAUGCAAGUUUAAGGCAUGAGCAUAAAGAUUUUGUUGUGAAGAAACAGCUAUUCCAAGGCGAUGGCGACGCUGCACAGGUGUCCCUGCUAAGCGAUGCUUCUUUGUCGAGUGAUGCAAAAGGCACGUUUGUGUCAGAAGUCAAAGCUGAAUCAGCCGUCCAAGAGUCACCUGAUGUGUUGUUAACGGGAAAAAUAACUAGUCUUGUUGGUAACACACAAUUGGAAAGAUCAAGUGUCUCGACUACUGAAAAUUUUGGGCUUGCCAUCUCAAGCGAUUGGAAUGAUGUAAGAAAUAAUGACUCUUGUCAAGAUUUAGCUAGGGAUCACGUAAAGUGCUCGCUUGAAAACAAAAGUGAUGAGCUAACUAAUGAUAUUGAGGAUUUUGAGGCUGCUGCGAGCUCGAAUGACUCCCAAGAUGGUGGUGGCAAUGACGGUGGUGGUUGCAACUUGAUCUCAGAUAUGAUUGAAGAAGUAGUGAUGACACCUUCUUGCGAUGAUUACAAUGGUGGUGCGCGUGAUAACAACAACCCGAGUGAUAUUUUGUUAUCUUCGCUGCAAGCCUCCUUACCGAUGCCUGGAGCUUUGGCGUCUCCACUAAACCCCACGCCGGCUUCGUUGGGCAUUUCACUGAAUAUGACGCAAUGCCAUGAAUGUUUACUUGGGCACUAUCACAAAAAAAAUCACAUUGAAGCUGACAAAAACGGUUCUUUGUCAUCUCUUAAACCAUUAUCUACCUUACUUGAAGAAACUACGAUAUCAGCUUUACCCAUACAUGAUGCUUAUCCUGAUGGUGGCGACAGUGACAGUGCGACAACUCUCCAUUUACCAGAUUUUACAAAAAACUCGUCAAAGUCGAUUGACUCAGACUAUGCGAUUGGCGUUUCAAGUAAUGACCUAGAGACAUUUUUGAAUGAAGGAGACAUUGAUGCCGAGAAUGCCCCGCCACAUAUCGAGCCUUCCCUCGAUUGCGAAUAUUUGAUUCGACAAAAGGAUCAAAGCAUCUCAAGUGCAAUGGCGGAGUCAAGCGAAGACGAUAAAGAAGACUUGGAACGCUUCUCGCGCUAUAGUACUAGCAAAAAGAGUCGAAAUGAACGAAGACGCCAGCGUAAGGAAGAUUUGCGGCGACUAAAUGACGCUUUGGACCCCUAUGCGUCGUCAACGAGCGAGAUUGCAGUUUCGGGCUCGUCCUUUGAAACUUCUGACGUGAUGGAAGCCAUUCGUCAAGCACAAGAGGAGGCUUUGCGAAUGUUUCAGACUGAUUCAGUGCCCGCAGAUGACGUCGCAUCGAGCUCGUUGAAGAAAAAGCAUAAGCACAAACAGAAGGAGCGCAAGCCUAAAAAGAGGGGCGGCGAAAAGGAGAAGAAUAGCAAUCGGAGAUCUAAAUCAAGUACGCUCUCGUAUGCUCGAUGA
Messenger RNA from Plasmopara halstedii, 3498 nucleotides. RefSeq names its product gtp-binding protein parf. NCBI's taxonomy places the organism in Eukaryota, Oomycota, Peronosporomycetes, Peronosporales, Peronosporaceae. The transcript has a single exon. Gene Ontology annotation, cellular component: cytosol; nucleus. Gene Ontology annotation, molecular function: GTP binding. The coding region runs from base 1 to 3498 and encodes 1165 amino acids. The record is from RefSeq and is a predicted model, not a curated record.